Fragaria vesca subsp. vesca is the source of this 1338-nucleotide messenger RNA. Its product is annotated as putative F-box protein At4g22660-like. Gene Ontology annotation, molecular function: protein binding. Bases 1 to 1338 code for a protein of 445 amino acids. The record is from RefSeq and is a predicted model, not a curated record. The transcript has a single exon. NCBI's taxonomy places the organism in Eukaryota, Viridiplantae, Streptophyta, Magnoliopsida, Rosales, Rosaceae.
AUGUUUUCAUCAUAUGACGACGACAUGAGAAGGAAGAGAGGUCCUAUACGAUCAAGGUGGUCCGACCUCCCUCCUGAACUACUCGAGUUGAUCAUGAAAAAGCUUGCUUCAGUAGACAUCCUUCGCUUCGAAGCUGUCUGUUCUCGUUGGUGUAAGACUGCAAAGUCUUAUAUCUCAUCCCCAUAUUUCACACUCGACAUGCCUCAAACCCCAUGGCUUAUGAUUCCUGGUGGUGAAGGAAACCACAUCCACACUCGUCGCUUUUUCAACCUCUCAGAGUUCAAGUACUACACUAUCAAAAACACGUUUGGAUAUAUGCCUGAUGCAUGUUGUAUCGGUUCAUCACACGGGUGGCUGGUCCUUACGGAUGAGAAAGCGAGACCUGCUCGUCUUUUGAAUCCGUUUUCUGGAGAUAGGAUUGACCUUCCCUCAAUAGGGUGGAGGAGCACAAUUUUUCUAGGCAUGAGCAGAGAUGAUGUCGUUAAAGUUGUCACCUCCUCCAAGCCACCAUCGGAAGAGGACUUUGGUGUUGUUGUUGUUGUUGUAAUAUUAAACUCUACGACUAUCGGGUUAUCACAACUUGCUUGCUAUAGGCAUGGACACGAUGAGGGAUGGACUAACAUAAGUACGGUAGUAUCCUAUGCCUAUCACGACGGUAUAUUCCACAGUACAAAUGGUAAUUUGUAUGCAUUGGCAACCGAUGGCUCAGUUGAGGUUUGGGACAUGAGGCAGUGUUCUCCCAUAACAACACUUCAUCUGCAACCUUUGUCACACCAACUAGACAUUGAUCUCAAAUUAUUAAUACCGUGUACGGAUUCCAUGUUUUAUUUGGUGGAGUCCUUGGGUGAACUUUUGUUGGUGAGACGAUUUAUAAGGAAGACGACGGACCAUCCCGGUUACCCCUAUAGAACCGUACACUUCAGUAUCUAUAGGCUUAAGUCCAUUAGCAAAGGGUUCGAGUGGGAGAAGGUGGAAAGUUUGCACAAUCAGUCUCUCUUUCUGGGAGGAAAUCAUUCAAUCUCUUUGUCUUGCCACAGCUUGCCAGAGUGUGAAGAGAACUCAAUUUACUUCACGGAUGAUAGGUGGUGGGAAAUGAACAAGAAUGGUAAGUAUGGAGUUGGCAAUAUCGGGGGUCAUGAUCUUGGAGUAUACAACAUAAAAGAUGAUAUUGUGAAGCCAAUGCCGUGUUAUAUGAGAUUUGAUCGCUCUAGUAUCAAUCCACCGCCCUUUUGGAUUGUUCCUGACAUAAUCCAUGGAAGCUAUAGUUUAAGAAACGAGAUUAUCCAAUUCACAAGAUGUGCUUCACUGGGGAAACGAGAUUAUUGGCGCAAUUGCUAA